Neospora caninum is the source of this 1332-nucleotide messenger RNA. Its product is annotated as putative MIZ zinc finger protein. Bases 1 to 1332 code for a protein of 443 amino acids. The record is from RefSeq and is a predicted model, not a curated record. The transcript has 8 exons. Lineage: Eukaryota; Apicomplexa; Conoidasida; Eucoccidiorida; Sarcocystidae.
AUGACUCAACAGCGAAUGACACGCCUCGCACAGAACACCUGGAAACUCCACGGCAAGGAAAUCAGCCUUGCAGGAGGUAGUGCCUUCUGUCUGUGCGAGGAAGUGUUGUGCGUGAAUCUCUUGCAGGAAGUGUUCGGGCGCAAUCGAGAGACCCUCCCCGCUUUCUUCUCGCGUCGUGAGGCUGCCUGGGUUCUGCCGGCGGCCGAAUUCGGAGACGAAAAUGCGUGUUCGGGGAAAGAUUGCGAGCGACUUAAAACAUCUUCAGAUCCUCCUGUUUCUCAUUAUCUGUCCGAGGAAGAUCCGGCGGGACCGCCUGCACUCAUCCCGAGCCUCGCAGGCCGAUGUGUCCUUCCGUUUAGUCACUCCCCGGUGCUGCAACGCGAGCUUGCCUCGAGUCCCUCUGCGGCUCUCGAGUUGAGAUUCUUUCCCAUGGAUGAUCCAACGUGUGGACGGCAUCGUCCUUACAUUCCUGACCGCCUUCAAAUCUUCUUCAACCCCCGCGUUCGAGCGCUGACAGCCCCGGGAAUGGACUCGACUCCCGUUUCGUUGAGGAAGCGAGGCGGCUGUCGGGAGGCUCUCUACGACCCCGUUGUCCCUCACUUGCACCCAAAGCCUCCCCUGUAUCUCUCCGAUAUCAAGCGACAUGCCAGGCUAAAGAGUGGCAUGAAUUAUGUUGUGGCUCGUGGCCAGCAUCGAGAAGGACGGCUUUUCCUCGUUCAAUUGGUUUGCUCUCUGCCUGUCGAAGAAAGCCAAUUGCUGGAGGCCAUCGUACAACGCCGAUCGCUACCUAUUCCAUACUGCACAGAUUUUCUGAAGUGGCUAGUCGCACAGAAAAGACAGCGGCGUGUCUCGACUUCAUCCGAUGAAGUGGAGAUAUUUGGCGACAGCCUAGGACCGAACCGACUCUCAGGCGAAGACAACCAUAGCGUCCUGGAAAGCCCUCGGAGUCGCCGAUCUUCUGUGAGUUUGGCGACGCUGAGAGGAACUCGAGGUUACUGUGUGAGAGACAACGUCCGGAAUGAGGAUCGCCGCGGUCAAGCGCUCAACGACAAUGGCAACCUAAAAGAGACACCGUCAGGACGCGGUUUCUGGUCGGCCAUCAUCGAAAGACUUCCAGGAUUCAGGCGGAAGAAAACAGAGUACGCCUUUCCUCACGAGCUCUACGUGGACACCUUGGUCCAGGAGAUUCUUCACAUGACCGAUUUCAGUCCUCCCAAGCGCAAAGCAAAGGUUGUAUCCUUCCACUCUGCCGAUCUUGAAAAAUACGUCGUCGAUGAGUGGUGCGAUGAGGACGAUUAUGAAGAUCUCGGUGUGGAACUCUCCGGCUGGUAG